This is a messenger RNA of Gopherus flavomarginatus (Mexican gopher tortoise), 849 nucleotides long. It is a transcript of the gene ZAR1L, whose product is annotated as zygote arrest 1 like. Gene Ontology annotation, cellular component: cytoplasm. The record is from RefSeq and is a predicted model, not a curated record. Gene Ontology annotation, molecular function: mRNA base-pairing post-transcriptional repressor activity. Gene Ontology annotation, biological process: translation. NCBI's taxonomy places the organism in Eukaryota, Metazoa, Chordata, Testudines, Testudinidae.
AUGGAGAGAUUUAUCUAUCCCCUCUACAGUGUGUACCAGGGGUAUGGUGGCACCCUCAUGUCCAGCCAGGGUGGGGGUUUGGUGGGCCCCAAACAGAAGCAGCCCAAGUGGAAGCAAAGCAAAGGCAGCAGCCCUUCCCUGGGCGUUCCCACCACUCCCGCCACAGCAGCUGGCCCGGAGCCUGCUGACUACCUGGACGCCUACAUGUGGGCGCAGCUCAAGGCGCUGCUGUCCCAAGUGAGCCCAGGCCUCACCCCACGGCUCCGCAAGGCCAACACCAAGGAGGUGGGGGUGCAGGUGAACCCAGGGGUGGAUGCCUCAGUGCAGUGCUUGAUGGGGCCCUGCACGCUGCAGGGCACCUGCCCGCAGAGCUCCUCAGUCCGCUUCAUCUGGAUGGGCCCAGCCAUCUACUCGCCUGGGUUGGACUGGCGCCUCUUCACCCUGGCCGCGGUGGCCAGGCCUCAGGUGGUGCCACCCAUGGUCCCGGAAAGGAAGGAGGGAGCCGACGGAGGGCAGGUGGCACUGCAGCCGAGGAAGAGCCCGUUCUUGGAAUAGAAGUAUGGCUAUUUUCAUUGUAAAGACUGCAAAACCAGAUGGGAGAGCGCGUAUGUGUGGUGCAUUUCUGGAAGUAACAAGGUUUACUUUAAACAACUCUGUCACAAAUGCCAAAAGGACUUCAAUCCUUAUUGAGUGGAAGCAAUCCAGUGCCAGACUUGCUCAAAGACUCGUUGCUCCUGCCCCAGAAGACACAUUGACCUCAAGAGACUCCACCGCCAAGAGCUGUGUGGUCACUGCAAAGGCAAGAGAUUAUUCUGUGACAACACUUACAGCUUUAAGUACAUUGUUUGA